Molecule: messenger RNA, 1500 nt
Organism: Mytilus trossulus (common blue mussel)
Lineage: Eukaryota; Metazoa; Mollusca; Bivalvia; Mytilida; Mytilidae
Exons: 10
Coding region: 90-1424 (444 amino acids)
Source: RefSeq, a predicted model, not a curated record
CUUCUCUGUAGCGACGUUCCUUCACUACGCCAUAGAAAGUCACAAAAUAUUUCCAGGAUAUUUUCGUUGAUUUUAAAGAAGAUAAAGCAAUGAAUUCGGUUUUAGUACCAGAUAUAUAUCGGCUUAUGUCCGGUCCAUAUCACAGUAUUGAUAACUUUACAACAUUGUGCGAAGAGCUAGAAGACCAUCUUGAUCCAUCAAUAGAUGAAGUAUGUAUGGAGAAGAUGAUCAGCAUCAUGAAGAGAUUGAUAGAUUAUAAAACAGAUGAAGUUUUUCCUAAGAUGAACGAGUUAUUUUACAUGUUGACGGAGACAGUUUUCAGUGUUGUCGAGUCCCAGGAGAAUUGGUCAAUAUCUGAAUCCGAGAAGCCAUCAGUAGCCAGGAUGAUUCUUGACAAGUUUCAGAAAAUGAUAGUAGGAGGCAGAAUUCUGCCAAAACAAACAUUAACGGAGAAAAAAUGCCACAAGCGGUAUAAACAAGUAAGAGAAUACACAGAAGUAAAAGAUUUAGAGAAAUUGAUAGAGAACCACGAGAAAAUUUAUCAGGAACUUCAGGACCAACAAAAGAAAUGUUGGGCCAUCAACGACAAGGUGACAUUUGAUACCAACCUACUUCAACGUAAAAAAACUUUCUUCGAGGAAUAUGAAGACCAAUUCUCACCUAAAUAUCAUAAGCGGAGCACGGAUUUCAUUGAGUGGCUUCAAAAGAAGUUAGAGAGAAAGAUGAAGAGGGCUGCUGAAACUAGGGGAAAGUAUCAAACUUUACUUAAUGCUGAAAGUGUGGCCAAAGAUAAAGUGCGACAGUUGGAAAGUCAAAUUUUAGAUAGUCUAAAAUACGGAUUUAACGAAAAGAUAUUGAGUGGACUUGUUUUUCUGAAGCGAGUUAUGUCAACCGUUAACACUGAAAGGUCACAUGACAUUAUGCAGCACAUCCAAAAGCUAGAAACUGAGAGCCAACAUUUAGUUACCAACAUCGUAAAUACACUUAGUUCAAAAUACAACAGUGUAUCACCACAGGAAUUUCACCUUCAGCAUAAAUUUUCUGAGGAACUUCCUGACUGUGAAUUCACUGGAUACCAUGCCAACCUUAGGCAAAUCAAGUUGAAAGCAAUAAAGAAGGUCGAACAACAGGCCACCAGUAAUGAUAAAGCCACCAAAGACGGAGCAGCUUUUACCUACUGCUUUACACGUCAGACAUACCUCCAUUCACGUGACGUGAACAAUAAUAUACAUCCGGGCUUUAGUGCAGCAUCUAUCGAGACACAUGCCGGCUGUAGUGCAGUACCAAAAGGGAUGAUUGUUAAACAAAAGAUUGCAACAGAAUCUUCUGAUGUCUCAUUUGGAUGGUACAAAAGGAAUUCAUGGCAACAGAAGAAAUGGACCUUCUUUCUGAUCCCGAAAAACUCUAAUACAACAUUGUCAUAAUCUUGAACAUUAAUCAUUCAUAUUAUAAAAAAAAGAAUCUGUACGAUUUUGAAAAUAAAGAAUAUAAUCUUUAAUA